Messenger RNA from Perognathus longimembris pacificus (Pacific pocket mouse), 1052 nucleotides. It is a transcript of the gene Zc4h2, whose product is annotated as zinc finger C4H2-type containing. Gene Ontology annotation, biological process: positive regulation of neuron differentiation. Lineage: Eukaryota; Metazoa; Chordata; Mammalia; Rodentia; Heteromyidae. The transcript has 5 exons. The coding region runs from base 108 to 782 and encodes 224 amino acids. Gene Ontology annotation, cellular component: nucleus. The record is from RefSeq and is a predicted model, not a curated record.
CAGGCUCAGAGCCUCAAGCCCAGAGGAGGUGGCUACAUUGUAUCUAUUGUAUCCCUUGCUGGUGCAUUUAUAAGAUUCUCCCGGACGGGAAAUUGAGAGUGAAAAGCAUGGCAGAUGAACAAGAAAUCAUGUGCAAAUUGGAAAGCAUUAAAGAGAUCAGGAAUAAGACCCUGCAAAUGGAGAAGAUAAAGGCGCGUUUGAAGGCUGAAUUUGAAGCACUUGAGUCAGAAGAGAGGCACCUGAAGGAAUAUAAGCAAGAGAUGGAUUUACUGCUACAGGAGAAGAUGGCCCAUGUGGAGGAACUUCGACUGAUCCAUGCUGACAUCAAUGUGAUGGAAAACACCAUCAAACAAUCUGAGAAUGACCUAAACAAACUUCUAGAGUCUACCCGGCGACUACAUGAUGAGUAUAAGCCACUGAAAGAACAUGUAGAUGCCCUGCGCAUGACUCUGGGCCUGCAGCGGCUUCCUGACUUGUGUGAAGAAGAAGAGAAGCUCUCCUUGGAUUAUUUUGAGAAGCAGAAAGCAGAAUGGCAGACAGAGCCUCAAGAGCCCCCAAUCCCUGAGUCUCUGGCUGCUGCAGCUGCUGCUGCCCAGCAACUCCAAGUGGCCCGGAAGCAGGACACCCGGCAGACAGCCACCUUUAGGCAACAGCCUCCGCCUAUGAAGGCUUGUUUGUCCUGUCACCAGCAAAUUCACCGGAAUGCACCUAUAUGUCCUCUUUGCAAAGCCAAGAGUCGGUCUAGGAACCCCAAAAAGCCCAAACGGAAGCAGGAUGAAUGAAGAGGAGAACGUGUAGACUUCUGCUGAUCAUAAGCCCUCCGCUUGGCCAGAGUGAUUGAUGUCCUGAUGUAAAAAAUCCUUCCCCUCUUUCACCAAGUCUCCUAUUUAAUGUGAUAGAAGCACAACACCCUUUCCCCCAACUUGCUCUUCAGUUUUUUCUACUCUUGGGGUUUCUAGUUUAAGAAGAAAUGAGAUUCAGGUGCUAAUGACUGUCUCUGAUGAAAAGGCCUUCUCUCCCAUUCUCAUUUCAAUCUGCCCUUGUUUGUAGUU